GAAAAGACAACCAUGCACAUAUGCAUCAUGCAUUUGGAUCUGCAUGCAUCAUUCAGAACACAUCAUUUGAUUUGCUUUCCAGCAUUAAGCCUCAGUUGGACUACAGAUAUGCAUCAGUGGAAACUUUCUUACCUUCCAGAAAUGAUUGGCAUCUACUAAGAGAAGACUAUAGUGUCCACAUUUUAAAAGUGGCUUCUAAACACAUACCAUUCUUCAAGGAAUUUUGUAAGCCAUUUGAAAACUUUUUUCACGGAACCUUGACUGAGGAAUUGAAAACAAAAAACAAGGUGAUUCCAUUACCUGUUCUUCACUAUAAUGAACAAAAAUAUGAUGAGGUUGUAAAAAUUUUAGAUUUCUAUGAGUCAUUUUUAAGAGAGAGCUUUGGUAAAGCUAACAUAGACUAUAAUGACACAGUUAAAGUUUUGAUAGGAGGUGACCAGUUAACAAGAGAAAGAUUUUCUGGGAGCAAGUGCUUAAGAGCUGGUGGCAUAACAGCAGAUGAACGUUUUGAUCACUUGUCUCCAAUUACCUUUGAACUAUUUCAUCUCUGCAUGAACUAUGUCAAGUUGAUAAUGAAACAACUUUUCAAAGAUCAAAGUGUAAAUGAAAUGGGCACUAUGAAAUGUGAGGCAAAUCGUCUAUUAAGAACCACUGUAAAUGUCAAUGUAAAUGAACACUAUGAUGCCGACAAAGACUUCAUAAUAUCCUUCACAGAUGCAUACAUAACAGAAGCUGUUAUGACUUUUUUUGAAAUGGAAAACCCUACUUCUGCCCCAACAAUAAAUAGACAUGAACCACCUAGUCAGUUUACAAAUGAUAGUGAGAAGAAGGAAUGGAUAUUAUCAAUAUUUGGUGAUCUAGUUGACAAAAUGGUAUGGUGCAAUGAAGGUGAUACUUCCAGGUCUAACUCUGAGGAAGAAGUUCAUGAAGAUGGAGAAGUUUUACGUCUGAAAUUGGCCAAUGGUAACUUCAAAUCCUUUGUUAUAAAGAAGAAGAAAACACCACCAAAGGAGGACAAAGUCCAAUCCUAUGGACAUCUAGUUCUUGAACUAGGAGUUCAUUUUAAAGCGCUGUUAAGCCUUUGUAAAACACCAGACAGAGAACGUGGUUUGCGUCUAUUAAAAGUGACCAUGCUGCAUUUUAAAGCCAACAAUUGGAUGUCAAAAUAUGCAUAUGAAAUAAUGAGGUUGCUCGUACACCAGUAUUGUAUUUUGUCAGAACAAGAAGCAUCAGAGGAAUUUUAUGCACUCUUUGUAAAUACAAAAGGGAAAACAGACAGUCACAUACCUUGUGACCUUCAAAUGGAAUAUAUUGUCAAAUGUGUAAAAAAACAUUUAAAACACAUGUUUUCCAACAAAACAGAUGAUUUCAUAUCCAAAAGGACAAGUGCAAUUUCAGCAAUAUCUGAUAUUUCCGAACAGUUUGAUAGGGUUUCCAAUGUUGUUAUCAGGAGUAAAAGGCAUUCUGACUUGAGCUCAAUUCAUGAUGAAUUAGACAUGAUCAGCGAUCUUCGACAGUUACGACCUUUUGAAACUGACCCAGGACGCCAACAUGACACUUUCCCAGGUAUUUCAAGAAAAAUGGAAAAUCAGCUUGACAUGAACCUAUUUAGAAACUGGAUCUUGCAGCAGAAAAUAAAGUUUGCUACUGAACUUGGAAAAUAAGUAAACUUUAUUUUAUCACUAUAAUUUCUGUCUUAAAGAUAGAAUACAUGUUCAAUUCCUGUGGUUUUGACUUUCAUAAGACUACAUGUAUAUUGUAAUAUGUUAUUGCUUAAGGUUAAGUAGUUGCCCUCGACAUGAUAAUUUAUACCAUUAAAACACAAAUUCAUCAAGUAACAAGAAUGUGAUGAUAGUACACAGGUGCAAACCAUGGUCCACUUUGACAGUCUUUAUUUUUUAAGAAGCUAUGGUUUUGUCCAUACAGGGUUAAACUUGAAAGCACUGUUCAAGCAGGGUGCAAUAACAGCAUACACAGUGUCUAAAAAUGCCUUUUAGUAGUUGCGACCCAGUAUAUUUAGUUUUGGGGAUUUCUGAUUAAACUGCAAAGUAUAAUAUAAGAUAUGAUAUCAAUAAAUUUUUUCAUGGACUUUUCUUAAUAACUGAAACAGGAAAAAAUGAGAAGCACACUAUAUAUUUAAUCCUUUAAACAGUGUUUGUGUUUAAAGAGAAAAUUUUAAAAAACACAACUGAAUAUAUUAAUGAUAUAUCACCAAACACCCAAACAACAUACAUACUUAUCAACCAGCAUAAUUUAAAAUAAAAUCCCCCAUUCUCCCCCACACUCUGAUUUGCAGCAGGUCAAGUUUACGAGCAUAUUCCAUCUACGCCAGGGACUUACAACCUUACGACUUUUCAAGGUGCGCCAGAGGGUUGCAUCCUGUUCUGCAUAUCAUGUUCUGCUAUAAUUUAAUACACAUAUUUGAUAAAGCCAAAAUGAAAAUUUAAAAACAGAAUUCCUAAGUUAGUAUGUAUGUGAUUUGGGAAGGCAUAAUUUUAUUAUCUAUCAUAAAAAAGGGUAGAGGUAGAUUUGAAAAAAGCCAACAAUAUCACUGAAUACUGAAGUUCUUAGAGUUCAAUAUACACUGCUGCAAAAUAUAGCUAUUUCUUUUCAUUUUCCACAAUAGCUUUUACAAUAAGAGAAAUGUUAAGUGAAACUUCUUCAGCAAUGAAAGGAAAAUCUGAUUUAAUGACAUCAGUGUUGUCAUAAAUAUUGUAAUUCUUUGCUAUUUUGGCAGCUAACAAAGAAUCAAGUCCUGUAUAUAAACUUGCUGACGGCAUUUCCACUGAAGUGUUUUCAGCUUCAAAAUAUUCACAAAGUAACUGAUUUAUUUCUGUGACAGUUUUCCUUUUAACUGUUACUUUUUUGGUUUCACAUACUGAAUGUUCCUCUAUGUUCUCUGUAAGUUGAGCAAAACAACUAUCACAUGUACAUUUAAGUUCACAUAUGUCACAACAAUCAUGUUUCUCUUUAUCAAAACAAUUGUUGAAUCCGAAGUGAGUGCAAAUGUAGUCUCUUCGGCAUUCUUUACUUUGGCAAUAGUUUCUCAUGCCAUCAGUCAUACCCUUAGCAGCUGAAGAAAUGUCCAUUUUGUUAAAGAACAAUUUGGCAAUUGCUGGGUUUCCAUCACGACCUGCUCUUCCAAUUUCCUGUAUGUAUGCUGCAAUGAAAAUAUGGAGAUGUGUUUUUGCUGUAAAAUUCCCAAUUGUGUGUAUAUUAUAUGCAUAUACAUUUAGUAUUAAUUAUUCAUGCCACACAAAAUCAAUAAUCAGUUUUAUCUUACCUCCUACACAUUUCUAGGAAUAUGAUUGAGUAAAAGUGUCUGUAGACUGUGUAUUUCAUAUUAGGUUAGUAGGGAGACAGGGCUUAUUUCAUAAACAGUUAGUAGUGGUGUUAAGUCCCUUUAUAUUCCUUAUUUAAAUAUUAGAUAUUAUAUGAAGUAUAAGAAGGGAGGCUGGGCUUAUUUCAUACACAGAUAGUAGUGGUGUUGUGUCCCUUUAUAAAAAAAACAGUACUGAGAAAAAAUCUUACCGGUUUCAACUGACAAAGUUGAUAAUUAAGAUGUAAAUAAAUUCAUAUAACACAUUUAAACCUAAUAAUUGCAAGUUGUUACUGUUGGUAUCUGUUUUUGUAGGAUCAAUGGAAGUAGUUUGUUAAUGCUAACCUGAUGCUAACAGUAUUGAGGACUUGCUCAUUUUGAUAGGUCUCUUGUCUUAAAUUCACAUGUUAAGAUAGUGGGUAAGAUAAACUUGAGAAUUUUUGUAGGAUUGUAAGAAAGAUUUACUUAUUUGAUUAAAUUUUAAAGAAAAUUAAGGGGAGAUUACUCAAAUAUUAUUUUUUACUUAAUAUAUGUGUAUAUUUUUUACUUUUUCAAAAAAAAUUAAAAGUAUUUGUACAAGAAGUAUCCCUUACUGACAGAAUGUCACAAACUUAAUAUUUAGAAAGUUUACACAGCAAUGAAUAUUUGAUUUGUGUAAUUAUAUUAUCUCUGGUCCCAUUCUUUUCUAAGCUGUAUCGUGGCUUUCUGACAAGAAAUAUUAAAAUUUAUAUAAGAAAUAUGAUUUGAACAUUUAAAAAAUUAGUGCAUCAAUAUCAUUCUUAAAUGAAUAUAACAAGAUGUUUAAACUCAAACAAACCUUAAAAACAAGUGAAGUAUAAGUAAAAGUUAUCUAUUUUAAACUUAAUUAGGGCCAUGUAAAAACAAUUAUCUUUCCACUCAUGAACAGUCCAAGGGAGGUAAGGACUAUUAUUAUUAAAGACCUCAGCUUACACAUUUUACCCGUAUCUUUUUGUUUUCUGUGACAAGUUCUUUGAAUAUUUAUACAUGUAUUAACUCAAUCAAACACUGCAAUAUUCUUUUGAAGAAGAUUGGUUUUGAUAUGUACAAUACAGGGUACAUGUCAAUGUAUUUAUGUAUUGCAUUAUGUGUAUUGACUGUUACAAUGUAUUAUUCAACCAUAAUUACUGUAAUAAUAUUGGCAUUCAUGAAUAAUUGUACCUGUGUCAGUCAAAAUAUGAGAUUUAAUUUACUGUUAUAAAGCCACAAUUUUUUUUUAUUUAAAAAAAGCAUGUGAUGCAUUAUUAUCUCAUUGAUAUGAUAAAAGUAUUAAGUCAUGUAGUAUCUGUUAUGUUAACAGUUUGAUAUAGAUAUUGACACUGUUCUUCAAGAAACUGAGGAACAUGCACAAAGGUGUUUAUCUGAUUAAGGUCAAGGAAUUCAAAUAGUAGUAAAUGGGCUAUGUUUGUCAACGAUUUUGCAAGAAUUCAACCAGUUACAUUUCAAAUGAUACAAUGCAAAUGAGAUAAAUUAUGCAUUAUUUUUUUCGAUUUUCAGUUGAAGCUCUAAGAGCCAGAGUUGUAUGCAAAAUUUUACAAUAAUCUGUGACAUACACCAUUUACUACAACUUUAACUGAAGAAAUAGGUUUAUCCAUGUACAUGUACCAGUAUACAUGAUAUAUAAAAAUAGUUAGUCAGGUGUUUUUGAUUCCUCAUUGUUAAAUAAUAUAUACAUGUACGUCAUAGACGAGAAUUGCUGUUAUUUGAUAUUUCAUUGAAUUUCAAAUUUUUAUGUAAAAGUGAUUUAUAGUAGGAAAUACCUGUAUAACAUUUUUACAUGUUGUUAAACAUGUACUGUUAUCAUGCAUUUGUCAUGGCUAUGUUAUUAAUGUUUUUUGUUAAAAAAUUACAAUAAACUAUAUUUUCAACUGUU
Mytilus trossulus (common blue mussel) is the source of this 5210-nucleotide messenger RNA. RefSeq lists its product as uncharacterized. The coding region runs from base 21 to 1664 and encodes 547 amino acids. The record is from RefSeq and is a predicted model, not a curated record. Lineage: Eukaryota; Metazoa; Mollusca; Bivalvia; Mytilida; Mytilidae. The transcript has 3 exons.